AUGUCAUGCACGCUCUCAUUCACCCCCUCUAGUCGCCCUUUCGGUCCUUCAGCCGCAAGCUCAAGCCGUGCCAUCGUCCUCGCCUCCGAUGUUUUCGGGUUCGAGGCACCUUUACUCAGACAGAUAGCCGAUAAAGUUAGCGAGGCUGGAUACUUUGUUGUGGUGCCUGAUUUCUUCAAUGGAGAUUAUUUAGACUCAAGUAAAAACAUUUCAGAGUGGAUAAAGCUUCACUCCCCGUUAAAAGCUGCCAGAGACGCCAAGCCACUCUUUGCUGCUUUAAAAAAGGAAGGAAAGUCCAUCGGGGUGGGAGGUUAUUGCUGGGGUGGAAAGUUCAGUGUGGAGAUGGGGAAAACCAGUGAUGUUAAAGUAGUUUCCAUUUCUCAUCCUUACAUUGUGACUACUGAUGACAUGAAAAUGGUUAAAUGUCCAAUCGAGAUCCUUGGAGCUCAAUACGACGAAGUCGCACUGCCAAAACUAGUGUACCAGUAUGUGAGUGUAUUGCGUCAUAGAACAGAGAUUUCCUACUACGCCAAGGUCUUUCCAGGAGUUGCACAUGGAUUUGCUUGCUGUCAAAACUGCUGA
Molecule: messenger RNA, 582 nt
Organism: Setaria italica (foxtail millet)
Lineage: Eukaryota; Viridiplantae; Streptophyta; Magnoliopsida; Poales; Poaceae
Product: endo-1,3;1,4-beta-D-glucanase-like
Exons: 8
Coding region: 1-582 (193 amino acids)
Molecular function (GO): hydrolase activity
Source: RefSeq, a predicted model, not a curated record